Xenia sp. Carnegie-2017 is the source of this 2233-nucleotide messenger RNA. RefSeq names its product DNA polymerase eta-like. The record is from RefSeq and is a predicted model, not a curated record. Gene Ontology annotation, biological process: response to radiation; error-prone translesion synthesis. Gene Ontology annotation, cellular component: site of double-strand break; nucleus; replication fork. Gene Ontology annotation, molecular function: DNA-directed DNA polymerase activity; damaged DNA binding. The transcript is spliced from 8 exons. The coding region runs from base 115 to 2025 and encodes 636 amino acids. Lineage: Eukaryota; Metazoa; Cnidaria; Anthozoa; Malacalcyonacea; Xeniidae.
AGAUUAGGACGGAUUAGGAUGGCGAACGAGGGACUGGGUCGGGUGUUAAAUUUUCAUGAUGGCGGAGAUUUUUGAUUUCCUUCAAUUCAAAGAUUCGCAGUAUUGACAUGAAAAAUGCCUCGCGAUCGUACGAUCGCUCUUGUAGACAUGGAUUGUUUUUAUGUGCAAGUCGAGCAGCGUUUAAAUCCGAGUAUUAUUGGCAAACCAUGUGCUGUAGUUCAAUACAAUACUUGGAAAGGCGGUGGGAUUAUCGCGGUGAGUUACGAGGCCCGUAAAUUCGGCGUUACUCGACAAAUGCGAGGUGACGAAGCCAAAGCUAAAUGUCCGCAAAUAGUACUGUGUAGAGUACCAGAGUUGAGAGGCAAAGCUGAUUUGACUCGAUAUCGUGACGCAUGUGCAGAGGUCAUGCAAGUGUUGCAUAAUUUUGCUGAUAUUUGUGAACGUGCCAGUGUUGAUGAAGCUUAUCUCGAUUUAACCGACAAAGUUGAAAGGGAACUGGAGAAUACAACAUUGGAUCAAUUAGUUGAAAUGACAAUGGCAUGCAGUCAUAUCAUUGGUUAUUCAACAGAUAUGAACAUUCCAGUUACAAGGGGUCAGUGGAUGGCUGCAUUGUCUGAUCAAAGAAACAGAUGUCUGGCCAUGGCAGGCAUUAUAAUUCAACGAGCAAGAGAUGCAGUGAAGGAGAAAACAGGUUUUACCUGUUCAGCUGGUAUUUCAUACAAUAAGGUUUUGGCAAAACUUGCUGCAGGAACCCAUAAACCAAAUCAACAGACAAUACUUCCUUCAAAGUCUGUUCCUAUGUUUUUUGAAAGUAUGCCAAUCAAGAAAGUGAGAUUCUUUGGUGGAAAGUUUGGGAAUUGUGUAACAGAGCGACUUAAAGUGGAGUUCAUGUCUCAGUUGACGAAAUUUUCAAAGGAGGAACUACAACGAAACUUCGGGGAAAAAUCUGGAAUCUGGCUUUACGACAUGUGUCGUGGAAUUGAACAUGAACCAGUAAGAGCCAGACAGCUGUCGAAAUCAUGUGGUUGUGGGAAGAACUUCACUGGGAAAGCGCGACUUAUUUCGAAGGAUAAAGUUCGCUACUGGUUACUCCAGUUGUCGAGUGAGCUCAGUGAGCGACUGAAAAUUGAAGAAAUGAAGAACAAUCGGUGUGCGAAACUGGUGGCAGUUGGUUUGAGAACAGAAGAUCAAACUUCGGCCGUACGUUCUUUUGCUUUGAAAAGUUUGGAACCUGAGGCGAUUUGUGAGAGUGCCUUGAAUGCGUUGAAAUCAUUUAACUGUGGACAAGGUGAUCAGUGGAAGCCUGGAGUGACGUGUUUGUCUUUGAAUGCAAGUAAAUUUGAAGAAAAUUCAAAAUCAACUUCCGGCGUUUCCUCAAUUUCAUCUUUCUUUGGAAAGAAAUCGAACGGGAAGAUCAGUGAAACACAGACAGUAAAAAAUUGCGAUGACAGCUCCAAGGAAGAACUUACCAACAACUCGUUACCAACAACUUCUCAUAAUGUGGAUUGUAAAGCACCAAAUAGUCAGAGAACUUUCAGAGAAUGUGUCGAAACAAAGUGCGACGAAAGUUUGGAAACUCUCCAUAGAAAUACUUAUGAAAAUAGUAGUACGCAGAAAGCGUUUGGUUAUAAGAAAAACGAAAUUGAUGCUGGCGUUGUGAAUGAGUUACCUGACAGUAUCAAACAUGAAAUUCAGCAAUUUUUGGGUUCUGCUGAAUCUUGCAACCCACAUCAACAGAAAAAACGUACUUUAAAUGGCAUUCAAAAAUACGCCGUUCGUCAAAAGUUAGACGGCCAUAACAACGCUAAAUCCCCGGCGAGUUAUGUGGGAAGUGUAGAGGGAAAAUAUACUUUGGAAGAUAGGGAUGUCGACUAUUUUGUUUGUGCUAAAUGUGGUGAAAAGAUAGCAAGCUCAAAAAAGACGGAACAUGGCGAUUAUCAUUUUGCGUUGGAGUUGAAAGACGCGAGAGAUAUGACAGUGAGUCGUCCUAAAACUCGUGAACCGCCAAAAAAAAGGCAAAAUUAAAAGGAAAUAUCAGUAACUUUUUUGUUACUGUCAAUAAAAAAUAACGAAAAUAAUAAAUUUUAUACCAAUAUAACAUGAAGUCAGCAUGCCGCUGAACAUCUAUUGCUGGCUCAACAAAACUCCGAAAAAUAAUGAACAUCAAGACUUAUCAUUUAUCUUAAAUUUAAAACAAUUUCUAAAAGAAAAAUAUGAAUUACCUAUCAGUUUA